GCCCUUCUGUGAGCCAGCUAGGGCUACCCGGAGUGGGUCACCAGCCCCUGGAGAUGCUGAAGAGCCAGUGGAAGUCACAGGUGGAAGAGAAGACCCUCCGCUGCCUUCAGGAGGGUGACAGGUCCGGGAAGAGACCCUCGAGGAAGCAGACUUACAAAGCCGAGGAUGCACCGGGCAGGUGUGGAGCCCAGCCUGGCCAGAAGGAGCGGGCUGGGGGCAGCUCGAGGCCGGCGUCUCCCCGGAGGAAACAGGCAGAGCGCAGGGGACGCCAAGAGCAGCUGGGGGAGCGGGAGCGGCGAAGCGCAGCAGAGAGGACCAGCGAAGGGAGGAGGAAGAGGGACAGGACGGCUUCCCUCAGGAAGCAGAGAGCACCCCCAAAGAAGGAAAAGGAAGCGAUGUGGAAGCAGCUGAAGAAACACAGGUCUUCCUCCUCAGCCUCCAGUGCCUCUUGUGGGGAGUCUCUGUCUGAGGAGGAACUGGCCCGGAUUCUGGAGCAGGUGGAAGACAAGAAGAAGCUCAUUGCCACCAUGCGGAGCAAGCCCUGGCCCAUGGCGAGGAAGCUGGCGGAGCUCAGGGAGGCCCAAGAAUUUGUGGAGAAGUAUGAAGGAGCCUUGGGAAAGGGGAAAGGCAAGCGACUCUACGCCUGUAGGAUGCUGAUGGCUAAGAAAUGGGCCAAGUUUAAAAGAGACUUUGAUAAUUUCAAGACUCAGUGUAUUCCCUGGGAAAUGAAGAUCAAGGACAUUGAAAGUCACUUUGGUUCUUCAGUGGCAUCAUAUUUCAUCUUUCUCCGAUGGAUGUAUGGGGUUAACCUCGUCCUUUUUGGCUUAAUAUUUGGUCUAGUCAUAAUCCCAGAGGUACUGAUGGGCAUGCCCUAUGGAAGUAUACCCAGAAAGACAGUGCCUCGGGCUGAGGAAGAAAAAGCCAUGGAUUUUUCAGUCCUUUGGGACUUUGAGGGCUACAUCAAGUACUCUGCUCUCUUCUACGGCUACUACAACAACCAGAGGACCAUCGGGUGGCUGAGGUACAGGCUGCCCAUGGCUUACUUCAUGGUGGGGGUUAGCGUGUUUGGCUAUAGCCUGAUGAUCGUCAUUAGAUCGAUGGCCAGCAACACCCAGGGCAGCACGAGCGAGGGGGAGAAUGACAACUUCACAUUCAGCUUCAAGAUGUUCACCAGCUGGGACUACCUGAUCGGGAAUUCAGAGACGGCCGACAGCAAGUAUGCCUCCAUCACCACCAGUUUCAAGGAAUCAAUAGUGGACGAACAAGAGAGUAACAAAGAAGAAAAUGUCCAUCUGACGAGAUUUCUCCGUGUCCUGGCCAACUUUCUCAUCAUCUGCUGUUUGUGUGGAAGUGGGUACCUCAUUUACUUUGUGGUGAAGCGAUCCCAGGAGUUCUCCAAAAUGCAGAACAUCAGCUGGUACGAAAGGAACGAGGUAGAAAUUGUGAUGUCCCUGCUUGGGAUGUUUUGUCCCCCUCUGUUUGAAACCAUUGCUGCUCUGGAGAAUUACCACCCACGCAUUGGACUGAAGUGGCAGCUGGGACGCAUCUUUGCGCUCUUCCUUGGGAACCUCUACACAUUUCUCUUGGCCCUGAUGGAUGACGUCCACCUCAAGCUUUCAAAUGAAGAGACAAUAAAGAACAUCACGCACUGGACCCUGUUUCACUACUACAACGCCUCGGGUUGGAACGAGAGUGUCCCCCGGCCACCCCUGCACCCUGCAGACGUGCCCCGGGGUUCUUGCUGGGAGACAGCCGUGGGCAUUGAAUUCAUGAGGCUGACGGUGUCCGACAUGCUGGUAACGUACAUCACCAUCCUUUUGGGGGACUUCCUGCGGGCUUGUUUUGUCCGGUUCAUGAACUACUGCUGGUGCUGGGACCUGGAGGCUGGAUUUCCCUCAUAUGCUGAGUUUGAUAUUAGUGGAAAUGUGCUUGGUUUGAUCUUCAACCAAGGAAUGAUCUGGAUGGGUUCCUUCUACGCCCCGGGCCUGGUGGGCAUCAACGUGCUGCGCCUGCUGACCUCCAUGUACUUCCAGUGCUGGGCGGUGAUGAGCAGCAACGUCCCCCACGAACGCGUGUUCAAAGCCUCCCGGUCCAACAACUUCUACAUGGGCCUCCUGCUGCUGGUGCUCUUCCUCAGCCUCCUGCCCGUGGCCUACACCAUCAUGUCCCUCCCGCCCUCCUUUGACUGUGGGCCAUUCAGUGGGAAAAACAGAAUGUAUGAUGUCAUCCAAGAGACAAUCGAAAACGAUUUCCCAACCUUCCUGGGCAAGAUCUUUGCUUUCCUCGCCAACCCAGGCCUGAUCAUUCCAGCCAUCCUCCUGAUGUUCCUGGCCAUCUACUACCUGAAUUCAGUUUCCAAAAGUCUUUCCCGAUCUAAUGCCCAGCUGAGGAAGAAAAUCCAAGCGCUCCGUGAAAUUGAGAAGAGCCACAAAUCUGUCAAAGGCAGAGCCACAGCCAGAGAUUCAGAGGAGACAGCUAAUGGCAACUCCAAAAAUUCCACCCAGCUCCAACUCCCCAAAGAAGGGACCAUGCGUCACUCUGCCAGCCAAAGCCAGACCCUCGACCAGAAGGCACAGGGCCCUGAGGCCUCCAGUUCUGCGGGCAAGGCUGUGCCGCCCGCCUCUCAGCACCUUCCUAUAUCUCGGUCCCCUGGCGCCAGAACAGGCUCUGGCCAAGCCCGGCCUCAGGCUCAUCCUUGGAGGUCAGCCUCUGGAAAGAGUGCUCAGAGACCUCGCCACUGACCAUGGGGACUGGCGGAAGCCGCGUCCUGGGGUUAAUCCUCGGGCCCCAUUGGCUCACAGCCCCCAGUCGUUCUCUCUUCCUCUCUUCUCUCAUCGAAUGUGGGAACUUUGAUUACUCAAUCUCAGGCCUUGUUGGUAACCAAAACAGGAGGACCAAGGCUUCAUCCACCCUUUAGGAGGGCGGGGACUCCCCAGGAUCCUGGCUCAGGCGGCUUGGACCUGAACUCACAGCUGUUUCCUUCGGCUCCAGACUUUGCGGGGAGGAGCUGCGCCGGGCCCACCAUCAUAGGCUUUUCUCACGGAGCUCAUGUUGGGACCCAGGCUUCUGCCAGCGCCACCUACUGGGCAAGGCUUGGUGGCUCCUGGGACCCUCAAGACGCAGGAAGCUUCCAGCGAGCUAGGGAGCUGGGUAGAGGAGGAGGGCAUAGGUGAGAGGAGGGGUGUUGAUGUAGGGUGCUUUACAGCUGGGAUGCAUUGUGAGAAAACAGUUUAAAGGUUGCCUUCAUGCCUGCAUUCUCGGGUUUGACCUUCCAGCUCAUUCCAUCUUAAAGCUUCGCUAUUCAGCCUGUCCAGGGGUCAUCAGGCAUGAAAACCAUUCUUCCUUCCUUCCUCUCUUUCUUUCUUUCCUCAACUCACCUAAGAAUGACUUGAACUAGAAAGUCUAUUUAACAGUUUCUCCAGAGAAAUAUAACUGGUAUCUUACUGGAAUUACCCGAAUCUGCCUGUGCAUUCCGUACUGGAGGGAAAUGAAACAGACCCUGAAUCUUACCUGUCAGAGGCAGUUUUACAGGCUGAUCUUUCAUUUCUAAUAACCUACACGCUCAAUGUCCAUAAGGAGCGCCACUGCACAGAGUCGCGUAGGUAGGAACACAUUUCUGGUGAAGAUCAAGGGGACGCCUGAUCGCCCUGUGACUCACACACUCACAAAAACUGGAAGUGAUGCACCAGCCAGUAGGCGGACCUGGGCAGGGUACCAAGUGCAUCCAUGACACUGGUGAUCCUCGACUCACAUAGGCUUUGUAGAGCCCCAGCCAAAGCUGGCGCACCAAAGUUCCACAUGCUCUAGAAGGGACAAGAAGGAAUAAACCCGCCACACAGAAUGGAACAUUAGUCUCUCUCGACUCCAGCAGAAAGUGGAGGAGAAAAUCUCCCUUGAGAAUUUAUAUCCACAAGGCAGCCCUCACACAGAGGGUCUAAGUCCCCAUGCCAGCUGUGUGUUUAAAAAAACUCAAAUGGAAAAUUUUAAGUGAUCUUAAGUUAAUAGUGCCUCCAAGAAAAGGGGAUGGGUACAAAGAAACAAAAACCAGCCCAACAAAUAGAAAGCAUGUAAUACAACAGAAAUAAAUCAAAAUAUAUCAGGAAUCAAAAUAAAUGCAAAUGGACCAAACCCUCCAGACAGAAGACAAAAAUUAUCAGAUGGAUAUUUUAAAAUUCCAUGUGCUAUUUCCAAAGGAUACAUUUAAAACCUAAGGAUAGGGUGUGUAUGGACUUUAUCCCUUUUGGGUCCCAGGAAAUACAGUCUUCAAGGGCGAAAUCACCAGGUGUGUGAGUGUAAGUUGGAAUUGAUUUUGAGUGCUGAGGAUUCCUACUAAAGACAGCUGUCCGCAGUCUUGUGCCAGACUUGUGGAAAAUGUAAAGAAAAGCCCAAGAUCGUAGCUGGGCAGGUGAGGUAUAUAGAGCGUGCCCGAUCUCUCUACCGCCGACUGUGUCUGGAGAAUGAGCCAUAUAAACCUAACCUCCAAAUUCUAUUGUGAAGUUUCAACAAGCAUCUGACGCACGUGAGACUAAGUGCCACGCAUUAGGCUGACUGCUCAGUGAGUAACAGAUGUCAGCACAGACAUCCUCAGGCUCGGCACUGAAUGAACAAAGCUUUUCUCCUGGACUCCUGAAUGAUCUUCCUAGAAUGCUUCCCUUUCUUGCCUCUGUCGAAAGCAAUGUUGCAUAUAUGUGUAACUCAUUACCAAAGAAUGUUGCAGGGUUUCUUUGGCCUAGGAAUUGCUAGAAGCCUCUGAAAUUUGAUGUGAAAAAUUCGCAUCAAAUGAGUGCAGUGCCGCCAUCUUGUGGUUGUUUCAUGCAACUUCCUUUCCUGACGCUCUCCAGUCCCUGGUACUAAACCGCACAUUCACUUCCGUAGUAAAAACUCUGGGUUGAUUUACACCAGAAUGACACAGUGAGCCAUAGGCUGCCCUAAAUAAAAGAGGAAUGGAUGCUGUA
Molecule: messenger RNA, 4955 nt
Organism: Camelus dromedarius (Arabian camel)
Lineage: Eukaryota; Metazoa; Chordata; Mammalia; Artiodactyla; Camelidae
Gene: TMC2
Product: transmembrane channel like 2
Exons: 19
Coding region: 54-2741 (895 amino acids)
Biological process (GO): vestibular reflex; detection of mechanical stimulus involved in sensory perception of sound
Cellular component (GO): plasma membrane
Molecular function (GO): mechanosensitive monoatomic ion channel activity; voltage-gated calcium channel activity
Source: RefSeq, a predicted model, not a curated record